GCGGGUGUGCCCGGCGCGCGGAGGAAGAACUUGGAAGAUGUCUGUGUUCUGCACUGUGAAAGCUGAGUCCAGACAGCUUUUAAAGGAAAGUUCUAGCAGACAACAGAUAAGAUACUGGAGCCUGAAAGAAUACAUAGAGUUUUUGAAACAAGAAGUGUGAACCAAGUCUUUCUACUACCCAGGCCCCUGCCUGUGCAACAUGAUAUGUAAAACUCAUGAUGUCAAUACAACUGUAUUUGCAGCUGUCAUCUAUUUCAGAAUUUCUAAGAAUUAACUCUGGGCUUUUAUUGAUCACAAAGGAAGAAGGAGGCAAAAUGAAGUAACACACAGGAUUCAAACAGCCAUUAUACAGAUUCCAAGGUCACCAUCAAAACCCACCAUAAAAGCUAUUGAAGCCAAAAAGUUCCUAAUGAAGAAAAGAGAAGCAGAGCACCAGGCAUCUGUAGAAAGUCUGUGGCGUGAAUACACACCGGUCUGCUGUGACAAAGUACAGCUGAGUUAAAGCGCAACACAAGGAUUAACAGAGAUCCUCGCUGUGGCUUGGAGCAUGCAGAUCUUGAAGGAAAACAAAAUCUAGAGAAAUGCACUUAGCGUAAAGGCAGCAAGGAGAAAAAACCGAUAGUUGACAGGGGGAAAGUCACAACACUGCACUUCAGCCAGAAGAUUUGGAGUCAAAGGUUUCUGAAAUCAGCGAAGACUGCCUGAGAACAGCGCGUGCCUGUGAAGUGAUCUGACAUGCAUGGAAGAGAGGAGUAAAAAGCUUCCUUAUGUACAUGAAUCCUUUAGAUGGUGAGAGUUUUUAGGAGAGUUUCAAGCUCAGUUCUGUAAAAUCAAUAGGAGCUAAGAGCAUAAUUACUAUGAUGGAGAAGUGAGCCCCUGAUCUGACAUUUCCUCCUGAGGAGAAGCAGACGUCAUGAAGCGGAGAUUCAUUUCAUCAGUUCAAAUUAUUUUGCAGCUUGCUCUGACUGCAGCAGGUCUGACUGGUCAGUCGUACCCUGGGAAACCUAAGAUAAUAAGAUGUCGUUCCCUAGAAAAGGAGACCUUUUCUUGUUGGUGGAAGCCUGGCUCAGAUGGAGGACUUCCUACCAACUACACCCUAUUCUACAGCAAGGACAGUGAAGAAAAAAUCUAUGAAUGUCCAGACUACCAAGCAUCAGGUCCCAAUUCCUGCUACUUUGAUAAAAACCACACUAACCCCUGGACAACAUAUAUUAUCACUGUAAUGGCAACGAAUGAGAUUGGAAGUAACAGCUCAGACCCUCAGUAUGUGGAUGUAACCUCCAUAGUUCAGCCAGAUGCUCCUGUGAACCUCUCUCUAGAAACAAAAACAUCUGCUAGCAUAACAUACCUUUGGGCAAAAUGGUCUCCACCUCCGUUAGCUGCUGUCAGCUCUAAUUCACAUGUAUAUCACUAUGAGCUACGACUUAAACCUGAGGAAAAGGAAGAGUGGGAGACAGUAUCUGUUGGAGUGCAGACACACUUCAAGGUGACCGGGUUACAAGCUGGGGUGAAGUACAUUGUUCAGGUCCGUUGCAUGUUAGACCUUGGAGAAUGGAGCGAGUGGAGCUCUGAAAGAAACAUCCAGAUCCCCAAUGGAGAGUCACCUCCUGAAAAACCUACCAUAAUAAAGUGCCGUUCUCCUGAAAAGGAAACGUUUACUUGUUGGUGGAAACCUGGUUCAGAUGGAGGACAUCCUAUUAACCACACUUUGCUUUACAGCAAAGAGGGAGAAGAAAAAGUUUAUGAAUGUCCAGAUUACAAAACUGCAGGCCCCAAUUCGUGUUACUUUGAUAAAAAACACACCUCUUUCUGGACCAUAUACAAUAUUACCGUGAGGGCAACUAAUGAAAUGGGAAGUAACGUCUCUGAUCCUCAUUAUGUGGAUGUGACUUACAUAGUACAGCCAGAUCCUCCUGUGAAUAUAACUCUGGAAUUAAAAAAGUCAGUAAAUAGAAAACCAUAUCUGGUCCUGACAUGGUCUCCACCUCCACUAGCUGAUGUCAGAUCUGGAUGGCUUACUCUUGAAUAUGAAUUGCGACUAAAGCCUGAAGAAGGAGAGGAAUGGGAGACUAUUUUUGUUGGACAGCAAACACAAUGUAAAAUGUUUAGUUUAAAUCCUGGAAAGAGGUACAUUGUACAGAUUCACUGCAAACCAGACCACCACGGAUCAUGGAGCGAGUGGAGCCCAGAAAUGUACAUUCAGAUUCCUACUGAUUUUAGAGUAAAAGAUAUGGUUGUGUGGAUCAUUGUUGGUGUCCUGUCAUCUCUAAUUUGUUUAAUCAUGAGCUGGACAAUGAUUUUGAAAGGGUACAGAAUGAUGGCUUUUAUCCUACCACCAGUUCCAGGACCAAAGAUAAAAGGCAUAGAUAAACAUCUGUUAGAGACAGGAAAAUCUGAAGAAUUACUGAGUGCUCUUGGUUGCCAUGGUUUCCCUCCAACAUCAGACUGUGAGGAACUACUGAUAGAAUAUCUGGAGGUAGAGGACAGUGAGGAUCAGCAACUCAUGCCAAGCCAUGACACUCCCAGUAAAAAUACAAAAAUGAUACCCAAAGAAACAGACAGUGACUCGGGCCGAGGAAGCUGUGAUAGCCCUUCUAUGCUCUCUGAGAAGUGCAGGGAGUCCCGUGCCCUUCCAUCAACACUUCAAACACAAGACGUAAGAGCUGUUCAAGAAAAUAAAGGAGCAAAAAGGAGCUGGGAAACUAAGUGUGUAGCCUCAGAACAGCAAACACUCCUUUUUAACAAUGAGACUACAAAGUCAUCCACAUGGCCUGCAGUUCAGUUACCACCUAAUAAUCAACUCCCUAUGUUUGCCUACCACAGUACUGUGGAGGCACACAAGAUAAUACUGAGUACCACAAAUGUGAAUGUUUCACCAGUUUUGGUGGGAAAUGAAGAAAAGCACCAGUCACGAUAUCCUAUCACUGAAACUGUCCAUGACAACAUGGAAACACAAAGAGAGAUGGAGAAUUCCAAAACGGAGCAAACUACAGUGCAGGUCAAACAAAACAGACAUAAUGACAAGUCACCUUUCUUGAAUCCUAAACUAAUGGACUAUGUAGAAGUUCAUAAAGUCAGACAAGAUGAGGAGCCAACAGUAUUACUGAAACAUAAAGAUAAUAGUGGAAAGACUGAAAAAUACACUGUUCCCGGAACCAGCAAAGAAUAUACCAAGGUCUCAACAGUUGUGGACCAUAAUAUUCUAGUAUUAAUGCCAGAUUCACGCAUCCAGCACACACCUGUAUCUCAAGAACCUACAAUGGAAACAUCACAGAACCUUCAGCAAGGUCAAGCUGAGAAAAAUAUGAGCUACUGCCUGACAGCUCCAAGUGACUGCAAAAGAGAGACCAGUGGAUCAGAGUAUAUGGACCCAUCUUCCUUUAUGCCCUCUUUUAAAUAACUAGUUAGUACAGUACAUACUUAUAUAUGUCCAGUAAAACAAAAUAACGUAGCAAACAGUUCUUCAAAAAGCCUAGCCUCCAAAAACCUAGUCUCCUGUGUGUAUUGUACAGAUAAUAAAAUAGACAGUGGGUUGAGGUCAUAAUCAUGGAAGUUAAUCUUGGAGCAUUGACACAUGUUUCUGACACAGUGAAAUGAGGAAAUGGAUAUUGUCUGCCAUGAAAAUACAUAGCAAAAUAAUUAUUCAGUUCUGCAAAGCUGUUAAUUGAGUAAGCCUGAGGGAGUACUGCAGGUUCAACAAAGAUGAAAAUUGUUAUGGGUCAGUCAGCACACCAUGGUGAUUGGAGCAGUUCCUACAUUAGAUAAAUUAUUGCACAACAGUAUUGUUAUCUACAGUGUACUUUCUUCUGAAUGCAUUCUGACACAAGAUUAAGUUUUCUUUAUAUAUUUUCUCAAUUCUCGAAAAAAAAGGAGUUACUGUAUAUGACAAAUCAAAUAUAAAAAGAAUAUAUUCUACAAAUUACAGUAAAAUAACAAAUUCUUCUAAAGAUAUUUUUGCUUUGUUUCAAUGUGAUAGAAAACUUUGCAUCCCAUUCAUAUCCUAGUCCAAUCAAACCAAACAUUAAAAAAAUAGCAGGACAAUAUUUGAUGUAAUGCCUUACUGUAUAUAAUAUAAAGUUCUACUUUAAUAUAAGCCCAUAUGUUUAACAAUGUAUUUUAAAGGCUAUUUUUCUAUUACCAAAAAAAGAGCAAAAUAAAAUAUUUUUUAAUUUCCCGGUGUUAUUUAGCUACUUAGGAACUUUUCUGUUUCCUUCU
This is a messenger RNA of Myiozetetes cayanensis, 4215 nucleotides long. RefSeq names its product prolactin receptor (gene PRLR). The coding region runs from base 914 to 3400 and encodes 828 amino acids. The transcript is spliced from 21 exons. Lineage: Eukaryota; Metazoa; Chordata; Aves; Passeriformes; Tyrannidae. Gene Ontology annotation, molecular function: cytokine binding; cytokine receptor activity. Gene Ontology annotation, biological process: cytokine-mediated signaling pathway. The record is from RefSeq and is a predicted model, not a curated record. Gene Ontology annotation, cellular component: signaling receptor complex; membrane; external side of plasma membrane.